AGCAGAAAUUAAUCCAAGAACUUGUUUGUCUGGUUUGUGACUGCCAAGGCGAUAAAUUACCUUGUAAGAAAUCAAUUUUUCUGUUUCUUGCGAGCCGCAAUUGACCGCGGAGAUAUUCCUAACAUGUUGUAGGGGCCCCCUGUCUCCAUGUCUUAUAAGAAUGAUGACUCCCGUCAUUACCCAUUUCUUGCUCUGGACCACACCUGUCAAACACUUGUCAAUUGGGGUUCAUGGAGUUGAGGGGUUAUACCUUCAUCCCCAUCGGAGAUCUCGUGGGGGAAGUUGCAAAUUUUAAAAAUUCGCCUAGUUUUGAUAUCAUUGGCGAGGUUGUGGAACAGCUCGGCGCUGACCGCCGGCUCGGGGGGCCUCUGUCUCGGUUCAAGGAAUUUGUAAACACCUGCCACCAACAGAAGGAUCCAGAUGAUCAUCAGGAGGUAGCAGUGGAGGGCCUUGUUGGGCAUCCUGGGCACAUCGAAAGUCAUCAAGCCGCCUCUGACAUAACCUAACUUAUCGCUUAUUUACGUAAUUGCCUCCAGAUAAGCUAAAAAUAAGCCAAACACUUGUUUACAUUGUGCGUUCGUGUGGACAGUUGGGUGCGCAAACUCGUGGAGAAAGCACGCCCUGAAUGCAUCGAAAAAAAUCGCGGAAAUUCAGUGCAUCGGGGACGGUUGGUAAUGAAACAAUCGAGGGUGGUUUUCCCCAGUUGUCAAUACUGUCAUUAGGGGUGCAGUGGUACCGGGUAAACAGGGCCACGUGAUCGCGGCAUGGUACCGGGUGGUGGGGGACGAAAACAGUGCGGUAUUCGAAUAAAUUUGGGAAAUUUAGGCCUACGCGCCGAGUGUCACGUUCACGAAUAAGGGUGAUACAGGGACGGACUCAGUGGGCAUGCGAGUGGACAGUGUGGUGACAGUGAGAAACCCUCAAGUUGAAGGGUGAUAUGUCUCAAAAAGACUCCGUUAUUCAUCUUAUUGCCGGGGGGGUGGCUGGAACUGUGGGGGCGAUCGUGACGUGUCCCCUCGAAGUGGUAAAAACCCGGCAACAGUCGUCGAAAAGCGGCUUCCAUCAUUUACCCCAGAUCGCCCAGGAGCCCCCCGGCGGCUCCCAAACGACGUGCCGUACAGUCUCUCCCUCUCAGAGGCGUAGGUUAUGGACCACUACACGGCACAGCCGGCCUCAAGUUGUGGCUCUUUCAGGUUACGUUACUCCCUCGACUGAUACUUUGAACAUAGUCCAAUGUCUGAAGCACAUAAUAAAGCACGAAGGACCCCUCGCCUUGUUCAAAGGUCUAGGGCCCAAUCUAGUAGGGGUCGCCCCCUCGCGGGCCAUCUACUUCGCGACGUAUUCCCAAGCGAAGCUUUUCUGGAAUGGUCUCCUGCCUCCCGAUUCGCCCAUGGUCCAUGUGUGUUCGGCGUCGUGUGCCGGUUUCGUUGCUAGUACUUUGACAAAUCCGAUUUGGUUUGUCAAGACGCGAUUACAGUUGGAUAUGAAUAAGAACAGCAACAUGACAGCGUUCGAAUGCGUACGGAGGAUAUAUGCCAAAUCGGGCAUCCUUGGGUUCUACAAGGGCAUCACCGCCUCGUACAUGGGCAUCUCGGAGACAAUCGUCCACUUCGUGAUCUACGAGGCGAUAAAAGCGGAGCUUGUGAGCCAUCACACCCAAUAUUCGACUGAAAAAAGUUCGAGGGACUUUUUCGAGUUUAUGGCGGCCGGUGCCGUAUCGAAAACCGUCGCGUCUUGCAUUGCGUACCCCCACGAAGUGGCGCGUACCCGUCUCCGGGAAGAGGGCAACCGCUACACGGGCUUCUGGCAAACCCUGACUUUGGUGUUUAAAGAGGAGGGCGUUCGAGGCGUGUAUAGGGGACUGACGACGCAGCUUGUGAGACAAAUACCAAAUACUGCAAUCAUGAUGGCGACUUACGAGGCUGUGGUUUACGUUCUUACGACGAGAUUCGGGACAGAGUUUUACGAUAAAGAGGCGAAUUAGCAGGGUUCUAGUUUUGGUUUUUAGAGAUCUGUGUUAUUAUUUGUAAAGUCAUGAUAGGUUAAGUUGAAAUUCAAGCUGGAUGUAGUUGGUGUACAGUAUUAGAUUUAAAGAGGUUUUGUAUAAAAGAUGAUUCUGGUCAUGUUGAUAGGAUAAGUUGAAACGGUUGAUCAGGUUAAGUGGAGGUUUAAUUUUGUUACAAUUAUUUAAGUUUAUUGUUCAAAUGAAAAGUGUGAUUUAUUCUAGAUCCGAUAUUUUUCUUAUUAGCUUUUUCCUGUUGUACAUAUAGCCAAGUUAAUGAAGUUCAUUGAUUUAAAUAUACCUUUCUCUAAAUACGCCAAUUUUCAUUUUUUAGUGUAAUAAAAUUGUUAUACAAUGAAUAAAUAGUAAAAUUUA
Molecule: messenger RNA, 2377 nt
Organism: Tribolium madens (black flour beetle)
Lineage: Eukaryota; Metazoa; Arthropoda; Insecta; Coleoptera; Tenebrionidae
Gene: Rim2
Product: mitochondrial carrier protein Rim2
Exons: 4
Coding region: 938-1984 (348 amino acids)
Biological process (GO): pyrimidine nucleotide import into mitochondrion
Cellular component (GO): mitochondrion
Molecular function (GO): pyrimidine nucleotide transmembrane transporter activity
Source: RefSeq, a predicted model, not a curated record